Messenger RNA from Poecilia reticulata (guppy), 12700 nucleotides. The record is from RefSeq and is a predicted model, not a curated record. NCBI's taxonomy places the organism in Eukaryota, Metazoa, Chordata, Actinopteri, Cyprinodontiformes, Poeciliidae.
CUCCCUCCACCUCUGCCUGGCUGUCAGCUCUCUUCGACCACGUAGCAGCUUCCUGGCAGCGGCAGCCACUUGUCUCUUCUCCCUCUCUCUCUCUCUCUCUUUCUCUCUUUCUCUCUCUCUCUCUCUCUCACACACACACACACACACACUCAGCACCAGCAGCAGCUUAUGUAGAACCACGUAGCACCGGCUUUGGAUUCUAACCAUCGACAGCAGCGGCCGAAGCGGCGAUGGACCUCUUUGAAUUCGACUUUUUCAGGGACUGGGAGCUGGAGCAGCCGUGCCAUCUUGAGUCGGAGCGCAGUGCACUGAAGAGGAGAGAGUGGGAGAGGAGGAACCAGGAGGUCCAGCAAGAUGAAGACUUGUUCUCAACCGGAUUUAACCUCUUUGGAGAACCAUAUAAAACUAAUAAGGGCGAUGCGUUGGCCAACCGAGUCCAGAACACCCUGGGCUCCUACGAAGAAAUGAAAGACCUGCUAACCAGCCACUCCAACCAGAGCCACUUGGUGGGAAUCCCCAAAGGCAGUGCCGCGAGCAACAACCAGCAGCAAGCAGCGGGCUCCUCCACCGCCGACAGAUCGGCCACGGAGUCCCAGCUGUUCAACGAGGCCUUGAGAGGAGCAGCGGGCAGUGGAGGAGGAGGAGGAGCAGAGGGAAGCGGGGAAAAGAGGACGGGAAGCGGCGCGCUGUCGUCAGCCUCCAUGCAGCCGCCCGCCGUCGUCACGUCGUUAUCGACCGGGGUGGCAGCCCCGCACCAGAAUGCGAAGAAGUCGAGGAGCUCCAUGGAAUGGUCGAAGGGAGGCCAAGCGACGGGCCUGGUGGUAGGGUCAGGGGCGCCGGGGCAGAACGGACAGGGGCAGGUCCCUGCGGCCGCCGCGGCCAGCCGGGGCAAAAUGGCUCUUUUAGAGGAACAGCAGCUGCAAAGGCACGAGGAGCUGUUCAGCUCUCUCAAAGAUGAACUGGGUCUGAAAGAGGAAUCAAGCCCUUCUUCCUCAUCUACAUCCUCUUCCUCGUCCUCUUCCAGAAGGCAUUCGUCCAAAAGCCAUUCCCUACCAGAUGGCGGCAACUUUCGGUCCUCCACUGUAGACGGUUGCCACUUUAAGUCUUCCUCCAGCGUGGAAAAUGGCGGAUCUUUCAAAACCUCCCCGUUCGAAAACGAAACAAGUUCACACGUUUCUUUGUCCUCCUCCCCGCUGGCUUCCACCUCGGUUCUGACAACUCCCACGCCCGGUCUGACCACCCCCACAUCUGGACUGACCACGCCAACUUUCCCACCCGGCUGCCUAUCGGGGAAGCCGAUUGCUGUUCAGCAGAAGCCCACUGCGUACGUUCGCCCAAUGGACGGCCAGGACCAGGCGCCAAGUGACUCCCCGCAGCUUAAGCCCCCUCCGGUGGCAACAGAGGGGUUUAGCAGCAGCCAAUCUUUUGGAGGAACGUCUGGAAACGUAAAGAACAAACUGCCAAAACUGAACCUCAGCCACACAGGAGAGGUCAGCCUGCCAAACGACUCCAGCUGCGUUGAAGAGAUUUUGCGGGAGAUGACCCAUUCAUGGCCUCCUCCGCUCACAGCCAUACACACGCCCGGGAAAGCUGACCAGACCAAGUUCCCCAUCCCAAACAAGGAGACCCAGCAUGUGACCUCAGCCUACAACACCCAGAAGAGAUGUACGGUGCCGGCUAACAAACCCGCUGCUAAACCAUCCACCGCACCGCAGAAGUCGAUGCUGGAGGAUGACCUGAAGAUCAGCAGUGAUGAAGAAGAAGCUGAACAACAGGUGUCUGACAAGACCAAAGCCAGAAGCUCAGCACUGAGCGGUGCGUCGGGGAGCAGCAGCGAAUCAGAGAGCAGCUCCGAGUCUGACACGGACGAGUCGGAGAGCAGCUCCAGUGACAGCGACUACAACCAGGCUUCCCGUACAAACACUCCAGAGCCGGAGCCCCCUUCCACUAACAAGUGGCAACUGGACAGCUGGCUGAACAAAGUCCAGGCUCAGACCAAACCGCUGGUCCCCGCACAGCAGGAGCAUCAUGGCGCAGGCUCCAUCAGCCAGGAUCCGCAGACAUUUUCUCCCCGGAAUGAAGCACCAGGAGUGGGCACCGCUGCCAAGACCAAGCCCUGUGGGUCCGGCGGCACACCUGUCCCCGCUGCACCCACGGCGGAGCACAAAGACAGCAGGACCAGCUUCUGCCCGGGCAGGGAGAAGGCCAAAGCCAAGCUGGGCCAGAAGGCCUCUGGGGAGGGUCAGAGGUCAAAGAUGAGGCUGUCGCCAGGCCUGCUGUCGGGGCAGGAGGUCCCCGCCUCUAGGAGGAACACCACUGGGAAGAAGCAGCCCCGCCGGGCUGAGAGGUCCAGCAGCGUGGAGGAGAACCAGAACCAGGCGUGGAGCCGGACCAACCAGCACAGCCCUGCGGCGAGAGAGAAGGACCUGUUGCCCCCGCCUCCCCUGGAGCACCAGAACCCCCCCAGGCCGCGGGGGAAGCCUCUCAGCGGGAAGACGGCCCCGAGGAAAGAGCCUCGCAGCGCCACCAGCUCAGCCACUCCACCAGCAGCGCUGCUGCAGACCCCCGUGCCUCUUCCUGCUGUCACUGUGAACCAGGAUAAGAGGAAACACAGAGGUCCCAGCACCAAAAUYACACCGAAGUCCAGGGAAUUCAUCGAAACGGAUUCCUCCUCCUCCUCGUCGGAAUGCCAGUCGGACGGCGAGGAAGCCACCAAGAUCCCGUCCCUGCCAGCCCAGACGAYGCGCUCGGCCAUCAGCGCCCAGAUGCUGGCCAACGCGCACAGCCACGCGCCUCUGCUCCCGUGCCUCGGCUCUGCCGCRGGGGCGGGAAGUCUGGGCACGUUUGCCGGAACUGGACUCCGAAUCAAAGACAGCGUCGGYGUAGUCGGCAGCGGAGGUGGUGGCGUCGGCAACGGCAACCUGCUGAGCAUCRGCAACAUAAGUGCUUCCUUUGGGAACUCGGUUCCCGAUCCCGGAGGGUCCRGAGGGCAGGGGAAGGAUGMGGAGCCCGCAUCACCGCCGUCAAACGUGGGACACGAUGUGGCUCUGUCCCCUCUGAGSGAAUAUCACGAGGUUCAGAGUUUGUGGGUGAAAAUCGACUUGAGCUUCCUCAGCAGGGUGCCGGGGCAGACGGCGGGGGAAAGAGCCAGGAUCGSAGUUGUAGAACGGGAAGGGAACGCGGGGAGGGACAGRGAGAGGCAGAAGCUGACGAAGGGGGAGAGACAAGAAGAAGAAARCGAGCGUUUAGUGAAGGACAAAGAAAGGCAAGGAGAGAGGGAGAGGCAGACGGACAGAGAGGACAGGGAGAGGUUUGGAUUUGGGGAAAAGGAGAGGACUGUGGCGAGGGACCGAGAGAAGAUUAGUCAGGGUAUGGGGGUACUGGAUAACCYCCCUGGGCAGGAGCAGGGUAAUCCCAGGCUGGCUGGGCGGACGGAGAGACUGGAGAGUGGAGGUAAACACAGAAGRCAGGCGGCUGCAAACAUGGUGRCUCCCACAGAAAAACACACCAGCAAGAGCAAGAGGAAACACAAGUUGGACCACGGAGAAUCACCGGUCAAGUGUAACAAGAAGCUGCGCCUGGACAAAGACUGCCUGCUCCUCCCACCAUGCAUCUCACCAAUACACAACCACAAGAGCAGCUCUGCAGAGAUUCCAGCCUUUCUGCUUGGACGCUGGUCUGUGCAGACACAAGUUAUGUUCUUGUUUUUGUUGUUUUCCAGAGUCCACAGUGCAGAGUACUACAUGCAGGAGGCAAAGAGGCUGAAGCACAAGGCCGACGCUUUGACGGACAAAUUUGGGAAAGCGGUGAACUACGCGGACGGCGCCCUCUCCUUCAUAGAGUGCGGGAACGCCAUGGAGCGCGAUCCGCUGGAGGCCAAAUCGCCGUACACCAUGUACUCAGAGACGGUGGAGCUCAUCAGGUACGCCAUGAGGUUGAAGAACUUCACCAGCCACUCGGCCACCGUCUUGGAGAAGAGGCUAGCUGUCCUGUGCAACCGCUGUCUGUCUCUGCUGUAUCUGAGGAUGUUCCAUCUGAAGAAAGACCACGCUGUCAAGUACUCACGCUCGCUCAUGGAGUACUUCAAGGUAACAACUCAACACACACAAUUGGACACAGAGUUGAUUUCCUUCCCCGUCUCUCAUCGUCUGCCUCCAUUCUCUGCAGAGAGUCCAGCGUUUUCCACCACUGACACACGUAAAAUAAAAUGGGAUCCAUUUAAAGACAAAAAAACAGAACAUAUAAUUGUCACACAAUGCAGAGUGGAUGUGUUCAGGCAGUACUUUCUACCAAACCUUUGUGUUUCUCAUAGUAAAACCCMGAGGCUCCCUGUUGGGUUCCCAUCAUGCCUCUGGAAUUCACCGCCUGUCUGUGUGUUUUCCAGGGUGAACGGGACGCCGUCGCCCCUCUCACUCAGCCCGUCUCCUGCCAGCAGCGGGGGAGCGCCGGUGGCAGCAACAGGAGGGGGAGGGGCAUCGGGGUCGUCCGGUAGCGUGGCGAUCCCCCAGCGGAUCCACCACAUGGCCGCCAGCCACGUCAACAUCACCAACAACAUCCUGAGGAGCUACGAGCAGUGGGAGACGGCCGACAGGCUGGCUGCCGACAGCAGAGACUUCUUCCAGGACCUGGACUCGGCCAUGGGGGGGGCUCUGAGUCAGCAGAGCAGCAUGGUGGAGCUGGUGCGCUACAUCAGGCAGGGACUGCACUGGCUGCGCUCCGAGGCGCAGCUGCUCUAGAGACGGGAGCAGAGCAACGGGAGCUAGAGCUGACAUGAGACCCAUCCCACUGCGACCCAAACCACACACACACACACACACACAAGACCGAGGAUGAUAACUGGGCCCGAAUUCCCCCGCAGUGAUCCAGGUGAAACACCUGAGGAGACGCAGAACACGCCCAAACCCUCCGUUAAGAAAACCACCAGAAAGAAGCUAAAAGUGAUUUUUUAUUAUUUUUUUUAAGACGGAUCAUUUUCUGGAAGAGAAGUGAGCGUCUGAUGUGAUUAAGGCGCCUAAAUGUGGCCAGAGAGCUGAGAGGCGGAGCAGCAAGGUGUCAGUGAUCGGGUCUGGAUCGAAAGCUGAUAUCGAUCCGGCUGGAAGAGAAGCCGUCCAGUCCAUCAGAUAAGGACCACAGGGGUGAGGGGAUAGAGGCCGACCUAUGACCCCCCCCCCCACACGCCCCCUGAUGCAGAAUCAAAGCAGACCCGACUCGGUACCUCGACUGGAGCCAAAACCUGCCGCCGUUGAGUCCAGACGGUUCUGAUUGGAUUUGUAUUACAACGGUGUCAAACACAGAUAUUCUUAAUAUUUAAAGUGAAAAAUCCCACUUAUUCCAAAGUACAUAUUUAGCACUUGUGGGACAGGUGCCAAACUCACGGCCUGAGGGCCAAAUCUGGCCCGCUGGAGUCUUUUAUGUGGCCCUCUAGACUCCAGAGGGACGCGUCAACAAAACCUUUAACAUAAAUAUUYAUCAAUCAUUAUCAAAGCAGUUUUUCUGCGUACUGCCAAAUCACACCAGUCAGUCCCUCCAGGUUUUUGCGAUGUCAUGAAAAUUCACAAAAAAUUAUUUCACAAAAAAUGAUUACGAGUUUAUUACAAAUUUUACCCAAAAGGUUACAAAAGUUUAGGUUUAAGAGACAAACUCCCACCUACUGGUGGCAGUAUUUCUUACUUUUACUACACCGCUGCCUCAAAUGUACUUGAUGUUACAGGCCAUAUGGUGAGUAAAGAAAGAAAAUAAAACAUCAGAUAUAAACUCAAAUAUUUCUAAAUUAGCUCAGAUUUUGAUGGUAAAAACAUCAUAAACAAUCUCAGAAUCCUGGAUGGACUGAUCAGAGUGAAAAGACAUUCAAUAUGGUUACAUUUUAAGAAGAAGAACAGAGACAGCUGUUGGUGAAUAUUUUAACAAUUAACAGGCAUCAUCAGUACGUUCUGGCCUGGUUCUUUGAGGACAUUCAUGAUCUUGAUGCCCUUCGAAAAGAAAAUGAGUUUGACCUCCCUGAUUAGCCGACAAAUUGUAGUUACAUCAGAAAAGGAAGGAAGUGASACUGUCUCUUUAACUAAAGCUGCUGGCCUAUUGCAGUAACAUCUCCGUUUGCUUUACGUUUAGUUUSACUCCUACAGACCAACAUGCCGUCAUUUCCUUUUUGUUUGUUUUUUUUACGCAUUUUCAGUAAAAUAAAAGUAGGUUCCUCCGAUGACAUCACGUCAGGCACAGAGCAACUUAUCAGUUAUCAAGUUUUCUUGUUGCUAUUCUUUCUUAUUCUGACAUUUUUAAUCAAAUCAUGAAUUUGAGCCGUGUYGAUGCGUUUGAAUGAUUCUGCCACAAACCAGUCAAAUGGAAAACAUUAAAUUUAAACAUUAAACGUUACAAGUUCCCAUGAUUCUCAUCUUCUUCUUYACAGUUUGCUUCGGUUUGUAUCCAUAAACUGAGCAAAUGGGAAUUACAAAAAUAAAUUAGUUUAAUGGAAACACGCCAACUUCUAAAAAAACUCAMGCUUUUCAAUAAACAUUUCUGCGCUAAUAUGACGUGGUUUUUCAGUCGUAUUUUAAGCUCAUCCAGGUGUGAUUUUGAAUUGCAUUUCUUAUUUAAUGGAAACACCACGAUUGCGAAAUUGAGUUUUUUCAGCAUUAGCAGAAUAUCAACAAAGUUUUAUACACAUUUGUAAUGGAAAAGCGUCAAAGAAGCCAAACCACUUGCACCUUACGUGCUUCRUUUCACGUCCAUAUGUGWAGAGUCACUGCUUUGCACUAAGACAAGUUGAUUACUGUGCCUUUUGUGAUGUCAUCAACAAAAAUAAACAAAAUUAAAUUGGCAGAGGUUUGUUCUUCAGUGCACUUUUUAAAAAUGGUGCAUUUUGUGAAAUUAUAACUUAAUUUUAGUUUUGUUUGUGUAUUUUUUUUAAAAAACAAAAAAUGCACCAGAUGGUAUCUUUAAUGUUGUUACGUGGUAACACAGAAGGAAAAACAGACAAAAUGGCACCAUUCAGAUGGUAUGAAAUGAAAUGAGCUUUCUGGUGAAACAAGGUGUAAAAUGUGACRUACGUCACUGCUGCUGGAAUUUAGGUUGCACUUUUUUUAGCUGUAGCUACAGGAUUUACUCUCACAUUAUUGAUCAAGAGAGUAGCAUAUUUUUAAUGAGAMAGGUGGAUAYUUAGAUGUAAAGCCUUUUAGCCUGUUGGUCAUAAAGUGCCAACAGUGUCAUUUAUUUCCAGGGGCCUCCAAAACAAAACUCUAAUGCCUUCCAUUUGCCUUGUUAUCAUGAUAUAAAGCUACGCCAAAAUCCAAUUCUUAAAUUAAGACCAGAAAUAUUGAAUAUUUUACCAUUUCACCGUAAAUAUGGCUCAUAUGAGUAGWAAACAAGAUAAUUGUAAGUAGACAGCUUGGCUAACKUAGGAGCUAGCUAACCUUUGCUAACUGGGAACUAAGCUUAGCUUAGUCCCCAUAGCUAACCUUUGCUAGCUGCUAAGUUAGCUAAGUUGUAAGCAGACAACGAACUUAGCAGCCAGAUAAUCUUAGGUAGCUGGGAACUAAGCUUAGCUUAGUCCUCACUUGACUAACUUAGCUAGUUGCUAAGUUAGUAGUUAGCUAACUUAGCUAGUUGCUAAAUUAGCCAAGUUGUAAGGAGACAACUUAGCCAACUUGGCUAGCUGCCUAGUUUAAAAGUCAAACAAGAUGGCUCUGGGAAAAAAAAUUAAGUUUAGGGAGUAAACGCCACCAAAACAAGUUUCCUCUUUAUUUCUCAGACAACUUCUCUCACUCUUUCUGACUAUGCUAAGCUUAGCUAGCUGCUAAGUUAUCUGCUUACAAACGGCUAACUUAACUUGCUGCCUUGUUUAUACGUYACAUGAGCUGGUUGAGAGUAAAAAUUGAAGGUUAGGGAGUAAACAGCAACAGAACAGRCUCCCUGUUUACUUCUCUGAACGAGGGCUUCUUCCAUCAAACACAACAACAUGUCUUUUGCUGGUCAUGCACUUUUUGUAAAAUUUCUGCUCAGUUUUAGUUCCCAUAGUAACCCACCCACUAAGGUGUCAAACACUUACAAAAAAGGGGGAGGAAAAACAAAACAAAACUACUAAACUCGGUAUGAUUGGGUUCCAAUUAAGCCCCCCCCCACAUGAAGAGCUGGUGAACGAGGAAGAUCUCCCGUCUGCUCCUCUUCCUCUCCCCCGAUGUCAAAGCGAAUCUGCGACUUUGUACAGCACUAGAUGAGAUCGGAUCAUCUGCUGGAUCCUCUUCUAGACGUUUCCCAACAUUCGUCGUGUUGUUGUUGUUGGUGUGUAUACGUGUACAGCUGAUURUCGAGUCUAUCUAAAUCGUUGCUGAACAAUAAUGAUGUUUGUGUAACAUACUGUACAGAUUGUGACACCUAGAAGUCGUGUACUUGGGUGUUUGUUAUUUUUUAGUGUCUUGAGUCAAUGUGAAAGAAUGGAUAGGAGCGUGGGGUGUGUGUGUGUGUGUGUGUGUGUGUGUGUGUGUGCGUGUGUGUGUGUGUGUGUCCAUGCACAGGCUACAGCUGUAUUUACACAGCACAAAAGCUGAAGUGAUUUUUAACCCUUUGUGGUACAUUCAAAAGACGAGUCCCCACUGUUUCUGUGUUGCUUAUUGUGCUACAAAAGCUUAAAAUCAACCCUCCCUCACCCCCCGCCCCCCUCGUGCGCUUUCUGUAAAUCCAGCACAUCCAGCAUGAGUUUCAUAAGUUCUGGAUCAUUUCACCAUGGCUGAAUGUGUGUGAGAGGACGACGUGGAUGUGGGAAGUAAUUUUCACUUUAACAUGGAAAAAAAGAAAGAAACUCAAGUGCCUCUAUUUGUGUCCAGUUGGAAUUGCUCUAUUUAUUUAAAAAAAACAAAGAAUGAAUCUAAAUAAUUUUCCAUACCAUAUUGGUAUAAAUAUGAAUUUUUUUGUCUUUGUUUUUUUGUAUAAUCAGAUGUCUCCAUAAGCUUUUUAACUGGCGUUAUGACGCCAGGGGUUUGGCUUUAAGAUGAAAAAAUAAGAGCGUGUGAUUAAACGUGUUGAAUUAGCAUCCGUUGCUGUAUUCUGAUUUCUUGAUGAUUUGAUGAAGUUUCAGUUUUGUCUGAAAUGCCUGAAACUUUAAAAAUCAUUGCAUGCAAUAAAUGGUAGCCUCAGACCAACAAUUGCUUGUGUUCAUUUGGAGAAAGACGAAAAGAAAAACCGUCUGUUUUGUGUUGCGUAGUUCACUGAAUGUGUGGAUGUUUUACGUCGCCUGCAGCUAGCUGCUUUAAAUGUGCAUCACUAACGGUGGCUGUUCGGACGUUCAAGAACCUAAAACACUUUAAAAGGCACAGUAACAUUAUCUCUACUAUUCUGAGGUGGUAAAAUGACUGGCAGAAAAUCAAUAGGAAUGUAAAAUGGUUUGCUUAGCUUUGCUAGUUAGCUUAGCUAGCUGUCUGGUCUGGUUGUGGCUAAAAGCUUCCAAAUAAACACAUCACUGGUGAUUGUUUUGAGAAAAAAUCAAACCUACGACUAAUUUUUAUCGUUUAAAAUGAAGUAUUUGAUUAGUUUUUACAUUUUUAGUAUUUGCUACCCUUAAUCUAAGAGUUGCCUGAAAUGCUCAGGUGUUUUUAAGGUCAACUUAGUCCCAUUUUCAACAAUGGCAUUCUGUCCUCACAGCUUUUAUCUUAAUACAUCAACUAGUAAUUUUUCAUUUGCUGCCUGUUGAGUGGCUGGUUUCAUGGUAAUGCUGCAAAGUGUAAUUAUGUCAACAUUUCGCCAGCAUCUAAACUUCUAAUGUAGCAUGAAAUGUCCCAUCAGCUCUUAAAAUUCAAACUUAACACAUUUCUUGGUUUUGUUAAAAUGAUGUCUAAAGCCGAGCAGUGUGAACGUCCAUACUCACUGAUUUUACUCAAAUAGUUUUGAAUGGCAACAAUUUAAACAUGUAGAAAGAACCUGAUGGUGACGGUUUGCUACCUGUGACUAAGCUAACGAGCUUAGCUUUUAGCAUAAACAGCUUUAGGUUAGCUUUUUAUGCUAAGACUGUGCUGAGCUAAGAUAAAUAUGAAUUAUAUUUAUAUGCUGAAAAUUAGACUCUCAAAGUGGGAAAAGUCAAAAGGAAUGCAUUCAUAUCAGAGUCCAGUUUGUCUUUGGUCCGUUUGUGAUUUUUUAUUUUUUUUAUUUUGUGAAUCCUCUGAUAAAAAUUCAACAUUCAAUGAAGAAAUCAGUUUUUCUUUUAAUAAGGCUGCUUCAGAUGUACAGUGAUUUACAGAUCCCCUCAGGCUCUUUACUAUAUUAAAUUAUGUUUAUUAUUGAGAUUUAUUUUCCAAAUCAAACUAAUUUUUUCUUUAAUUGAAUGAAAAAUAAACAUUUAUUUUGGCCCACUAGUGCUUUCAACUUCCACUUCCAAGUCUUGACACGACUGAUCUAGAGCGGUAUAAAUAUAAAAGAUCAAUUUUCUGCUCAAAAUCAUUUAAGUGUGAAAUCAGGCAUUCUCAGACAAUAAGACAUAUUUCUUUAAGAUGUCACAUAUGACAUCCAUAAAUAACCCAGAUUGAGUGUAGCUUAAUUUUUGGUUUAGUUAUGAUGAAAGCAUCACCCUAAUAUUUCAUGUUUUCUAUCUGGUUUACUCAGAUUUAGAACAAGUUGACCAACUUUGCAUUGGGGCUUGAAGGGAACAUUACAGCAAUUUAGUGUUUGAAACGCAGCACAACUGGUAAAUAUUGAAUUAAAGCAACAAAUCAUUUUUAUGCAACGCGAUAUGACUGUGUGUCUUCAUCUAAUACGUUUUGGAAACAGACUUGCUCAGCUUGCCCUGUUAUACUGCUGGCAUCUCAUUAAGGAUCUCAUUAGUUAUUGUUGCAUUAGCACAGUUGUCAACAAAUUUAUGAAAGACAGUAGUAAGAAGAAAACAUUAUUUUUGUAAUAAUUACAAUGGAAAGCUUAAUGUGUGUUGCUAGCAGAUGGUGUGAAGCCAGUAAUACUUUGAUAAUCUCUCCAGUAGUGACAACUUUUCCCUGAUUGUGGUUUGCAUUUCAUUAAGUCACAGAUAAAGCUUAUUAUUUCUAGAAAUAACCCCCCGAGAGGAUAAACAGUGUUGUGCUUUUAUACACAUUCAUCUCCAUAAUUCAUCAAAUGUUUGAUUGUAAUGAAAAGUCAGCUGAUAUGUGAUGGCAUACAUUUUGAAGUUGGAGUAUAAAUGACCUUUAACCCUUUGGAGCAGUUCAACUCUGAUGAAAUCAGAAAUGUAGUUUUAACAUUUGUAUGCCUAAUUUUUAUCCCAAAUGAAGCAUGCAUUCCCGUUUUGUAUCCAUAUAUUGAAAACUGGAUAUGAUUUGAUUUUUCUUCAUAAUUCAGUAUUUUAUGAUUUGUGGAUAAAUUAGGUAAUUGCUCCGAUUUAAUACAGAGCAGUUUUGCAAAAAAAAAAUUUAUAUUGCAUAUUUAUUUCUGCUCUGGUCCCUUUUUGGACUAUUCAAAAGAUAAAACCAAAAUUGUAAGGAACCUAGCUCUAAUUAACAUUUAAAGGAUUCAUGAAACCACAUUUCCAUGCAAUAGACAAACCCGUCAUUGUGGGUAAGAUCUUUUUCCACCCCAAAUAGUAUGAAACCCAAAUGAGACAAACACAAAUAACAAAGGUACGAAACGGCAAAGUAGCUAAAUAACCAGCACUCUUGAAAAGUUAUUUAGCUUAGCUAGGUUUGUUGUUUACCUGAAAAGUGCAGCUAGUUUUCAGCUCGCUCAAAGCUUGCUAAAAGCAAAUAAUAUGGAAUCUAAAACAAAAUUAACAAAUGUACAAAACAGCAAAGCAGCUAAAUUACCAGCAACCUUGAGUAAAUGUAGCUUAAUUAUCUGCCUGUUGUUUACCUGAUAAAGUGCAGACAGCUUUUAGCUAGCUGAGCAAAGCUAGCGAUCAACUUCAUACCAAAGUCUGAAUAUUACUCAACAGAGUAUUUUCUAUCUUUUUUCACAGAAGUAAAUAACUUGUCCCUUAUUCUUGUGUAAAUUGAAUCCUACAAAUCCUACAUUUGAAUUCCAACCAAAUUAAACUAGGCUAGCAUUUUAUUACAGUAAGCAGCAAGUUUCUGUUAAAUUGUGCUGACAAUUAUUUUGACCCAUUUUUUAUUUUUUUUUUUAUUAUUUUAUUUGAGUAAAAAUAAUUUGCAACUGUCUUUAAUUUAAAAAUAAGGUGGCUUUAGAUUUAAACUGUGAGAUUUCUGGCUCAUGUUAAAAUGCUACUAGCCAAUCUUCCAGUCCAUGGCCAUAUAUUAUAAAGUACAGCAGAGUUUAUGUCUGAAUUAAUGCACUGAAAACCCAGAUAGAGACUCUGAACGCAGCUCAAACUCAUCAUGUCAUGCAGUGAACAUGGACACAGUUCACAUCCGGCUCAACUUGAACGCUCCAGCGCAGCCACCAGUGGUUUUGCAGCAGCAGCAUGGUGACUCUGAUCUGGUCUGUGAGCGGAUCCCAUCAAAACCACUGGCUAAACAAAACAAAGAUCAGUGCAGAACGCGGCUGACAGCACAUCAGUCCAACGUGGGUUUGUGUCGUAUCCUUCAAAAUGUGUUGCACAACCUCCACUGUUUUUCUUUUUCUACCAGUGCUAUCUUUUGGGCCUUUUUUUCUAUGGUUCUUUUUUAUAAUGAAGUUGUUCUAUGUGAUGAAGAUAAUGAUCAAAAAGUUGUGAUGCAGUUCCAUUGUUUUUAAAUAUUUAAUGUCUCUGAAAUAUGGAUUAAAACCUGUUUGAACCAGU